Oryzias melastigma (Indian medaka) is the source of this 1471-nucleotide messenger RNA. Its product is annotated as zona pellucida sperm-binding protein 3. Gene Ontology annotation, cellular component: extracellular matrix. Gene Ontology annotation, biological process: positive regulation of acrosome reaction; binding of sperm to zona pellucida; egg coat formation. Lineage: Eukaryota; Metazoa; Chordata; Actinopteri; Beloniformes; Adrianichthyidae. The coding region runs from base 21 to 1133 and encodes 370 amino acids. Gene Ontology annotation, molecular function: acrosin binding. The transcript is spliced from 8 exons. The record is from RefSeq and is a predicted model, not a curated record.
ACAAAAAAAGGUUAUUGAAAAUGCAGCAAACAACGCGUCUUAUUUAUGUUUACUCCGCGGUUCUAGUUCUGUACAGAACCGGGUCAGUCGGGGGUUACUCGUAUCAGACCGAGCCUCUGUUCCGGUCCUACGCGGACCUGGAAGCGGCCUCGGCGUUGGGGCGCCGUUCCGCGGGGGCGGAGGAGGUCUACGCGGUGAGGUGUGAGGAGGACAGCAUGGAGGUGGUGGUUAGGGCUCCCCCCAACGAGUUUGGCUUCUUUGAAGAGUCCGCGCCACCCCGGCUCGGGCUCUCCGGCGCGCGAGACCACUGCGCCGCCAGGCCGUCCGCGAGCGGAGACUACGUCAUCCGCGUUCCGCUGAGCGCGUGCGGGAGCUCAUUGACGUUUACAAAGAGUGCUGUACUUUUCAGCAACCUGCUGCUGCUGCCUCUCCCAUCAUCCAUCUGGGACGUGAAAGAGGCCGCCAUUCCCGUGCUGUGUCAGUACAAAAGGAAGUACACAGUGAGCAGCGGAGAGCUGAGGCCGACCUGGACUCCCCACAUCUCUGUGCAGUCCGCUUACCUCCAGCUGGACUUCCGCCUCAGACUCAUGACUAGUGACUGGAGCUCUGAAAAGAAAUUCCCCGUCUACUUCACGGGAGAGACGGUCCACAUGGAGGCCUCCGUGGAUCAUUAUAGGCCCUCUCUGCGCUUGUAUGUAGGCAGCUGUGUGGCCACUCUGACCCCCGAUGUGAACUCUCACCCCAGAUACCCCUUCAUAGACCACCGGGGAUGUUUCGUGGACUCCCUGCUGAGCGGCUCCAGAUCUCGCUUCCUGCCCCGAGUUCAGGAUCAACUCCUCCAUAUUCAGCUGCAGCCUUUCCUCUUCCACGAGGACCACAGACACAAUAUGUACAUCACCUGUUACCUGGAAGCUUCUGUGGUGUCAGAGGAGGAGCCAGAGAACAGGGCGUGUUCUUUCAUCAGUGGGAGAUGGAGGUCGGUGGAUGGAGACGAUGAUGCUUGUGAAAGCUGCAGCAGCACCGCCGAGUACGGCCACAAGAGGGCGCAGAGGAGUCAACGGGGGCACGCACAUGAAACCACCGUGGGUCCAAUCGUGUUCCUCCCAGAGCACGACGACUAUGAAAAUGAAUGAUUGUGAGAGGAGGAGGAUGAGCUUAAUGCAGACACUAAGUCACAGGACAUGUGGCUGAUUUAUAGAUUUUUCAUAAAAAUCAAAUUAAAUGAAAGCUGUUUUGAUGUUGGUUGUGAGCAACAUCUUUUUUUUAUCCACUUCAAGACAUAAUAACAUCAUCCUGAUGACUACAAUUCCCAGAAUCCCAUCACGCCCUGUUUGGUAUAAUUGAAAAGCUCCAAACCUUCUCUGUAAAUAACUAAAAAUGACCUAAUUCAGUCGUAUGCAGCGGUCAGGAGGAUGUAGAACAUCAAGACAUUUUACAUAUGGCUCUAUUAAAGACGAUAGCUCAAAUUUUA